AUGCUGGGUGCCAGAAAGAUUAUUCCCAAGAUCCCUGAUCUUAAGACAUGGAUAAAGGAAUUUAAACCAAAGAAAGAAGGCUACAGAUCCCUAAGUAUAUUAACCCCCGAGAAAAAGGUUGCUGUAGAUAUCUACCCAGGAAUUGGUGUCUGGUCUGCUGUCCUCGCCAAUAAUGGUUUUAAAAAAGUGUAUUCCCUUGAGCCAUUACCAACUUACUUUAAGUAUAUGGAGGAACUUGCAUCUCAAAGCGAUAAUUCAAUUAUUCCAAUGAAAAUUGAUGGCUAUGACUGGGAAGCCUAUAAUACAUUAAAGACAUCUGAAUAUCUUGGUGGAAUGGAAAAUUCGGACUGGUCUAAAAUUAACCCAAACAUACUUUUUACCGGAAUGCUUCCAAUGACAUCCAAGGGAGAACAAUUGAUGGCCCAACUUGCUACUUGUAUUAAUAACAAGAUGUCACUGUACACAAUGGGACGUAUAGAAAUGGCUAUGUGGAUACCCGAUACUCUUUACACCAAAAUCACUUCUGCUCCCGGAUCUUCAACACGUUGCAAAAUGAGUGUUGUCAUAGAAGCAUGUGCAGAAAUCAAGACUAUUUAUUCCACUCCAGACACUGCAAUUUAUCCCAAUAAUAAAUACCACCUUGUCCAUUUUGUACCGUUUGAGAAGUCCAAACUGAAUUCUGAUUGGGACGUAUUUGAGUAUGUCUUGAAGCAUUUAUUUGUUAUGCAACGUCAACCAUUACAAAAAAUGGUCAAGACUCUUGGUCCAGGUGCUGAGAUCAUCCUUAAACGACUUUCAUUUGAUCCCUCAAUACUAGUUGGCCAAAUGACUGCCGAACAGCUUGAUCAGGUUGCUGUUAAAUUUGAUCAAUGGCCAUUACGCCCGAAAGUUUUGUUUGAAGAUGAAUCAAUGUUCACCUAGAAAGUCUUACUAAUUACAUAUUUUUCUCAACCAUAUAAGAAUUUCAUAGAAUAAAAUUAUAUAGAAUCAUUCAUC
This is a messenger RNA of Phycomyces blakesleeanus NRRL 1555(-), 996 nucleotides long. RefSeq lists its product as hypothetical. NCBI's taxonomy places the organism in Eukaryota, Fungi, Mucoromycota, Mucoromycetes, Mucorales, Phycomycetaceae. Gene Ontology annotation, biological process: transcription initiation at mitochondrial promoter. The coding region runs from base 1 to 921 and encodes 306 amino acids. Gene Ontology annotation, cellular component: mitochondrial DNA-directed RNA polymerase complex; mitochondrial matrix. Gene Ontology annotation, molecular function: mitochondrial transcription factor activity. The record is from RefSeq and is a predicted model, not a curated record. The transcript has 9 exons.